Messenger RNA from Daucus carota subsp. sativus, 1856 nucleotides. Its product is annotated as endoglucanase 24. Lineage: Eukaryota; Viridiplantae; Streptophyta; Magnoliopsida; Apiales; Apiaceae. The transcript is spliced from 4 exons. Gene Ontology annotation, biological process: carbohydrate metabolic process. The record is from RefSeq and is a predicted model, not a curated record. Gene Ontology annotation, molecular function: hydrolase activity, hydrolyzing O-glycosyl compounds. Bases 126 to 1616 code for a protein of 496 amino acids.
UUCACGGCUUCAGUAAUCCUGUCGGCACUUGGUAGAUUCUCUCCUCUCUCCCGUGACACCAUAAAUAAAUCCCUCCAAAAUAAAACCCGGCCCCUUCAUCUUUAGACACCACCCCUGUCUUAGCCAUGACAUCAACGUUUUCAACUUCUCUUCAUCGCCUUGUCUUAAUCUUCUUAACCAUUUUGCCAACCUAUGACUCAAGUUACCUUAACUACCCAGACGCAUUGUCCAAAUCCAUAUUAUUUUUCGAAGGCCAGCGUUCGGGUUAUUUGCCGGGAGACCAGAGACUGAGUUGGCGCCAAAAUUCAGGGCUGAGUGAUGGCUAUGCCGAGACCACGGAGUUGACUGGCGGCUACUAUGACGCCGGAGAUAAUGUGAAGUUUGGGUUUCCGAUGGCGUUUACGACCACAAUGGUGGCCUGGUCGGUGGUUGAGUUCGGAGAUUUGAUGCCGCCGGGAGAGCUGAGGAAUGCUUUAGUGGCGCUUCGUUGGGCUACUGAUUAUCUUCUCAAAACAGUCUCCAUACCUGACCGUAUUUAUGUGCAGGUUGGUGAUCCAGUUAUAGAUCAUAACUGCUGGGAAAGGCCAGAAGAUAUGGAUACUGCUCGAACUGUUUACAAAGUGGAUGCACCAAAUCCAGCCUCUGAUGUGGCGGGUGAAACAGCAGCUGCUCUUGCAGCUUCGUCUAUGGCCUUUCGAUCAUCUGAUCCCGGAUACGCUGAUACUCUGUUACGUACUGCCACAAGGGUCUUUGCUUACGCAGAUACUUAUCGAGGGGCUUAUAGUGACAAUGCAAACAUUAGAGAUGGCGUGUGCCCAUAUUAUUGUGAUUUUGAUGGGUAUCAGGAUGAAUUAUUGUGGGGAGCAGCUUGGCUGAGGAGGGCUUCCCAAGAUGGUUCUUACCUUAAUUACCUACAAAACAAUGGUAAAACACUUGGAGCUGAUGAUAAUAUUAAUGAAUUCGGAUGGGACAAUAAGCAUGCAGGCCUUAAUGUCCUUGUUUCCAAGGAAGUUUUGCAAGGAAACAUAUAUGAACUCCAAUCGUAUAAAGCCUCAGCAGAUAGCUUCAUGUGCACUCUUAUACCAGAAUCAUCCUAUUCUCACAUAGACUACACUCCUGGUGGCCUUAUCUACAGGCCGGGUGGGAGCAACUUGCAGCACGCAACAACGAUCUCCUUCCUUUUGCUAGUUUAUGCAAAUUACUUAGAAAGGUCAUCACAGACUAUAAAUUGUGGUAGCAUUAGUGGGGGUCCAUCAAUGCUCCGCAAAAUCGCCAAAAGGCAAGUUGACUACAUUUUAGGUGAGAACCCCAAGGGUAUGUCGUAUAUGGUUGGCUAUAGCAACUAUUUUCCACAACGCAUUCAUCAUCGUGGUUCAUCACUUCCUUCACUAAAGGAUCAUCCUCAAUUUAUUGGAUGUAAGGAGGGAUCAGUUUACUAUAACUCCUCGGAUCCUAAUCCAAAUGUACUAGUUGGGGCUGUGGUGGGUGGUCCAGGAGAAGACGAUACCUAUGAAGAUGACCGAGUUGAUUUUAGAAAAUCUGAACCCACUACUUACAUUAAUGCACCAUUUGUUGGUGCACUGGCGUAUUUUGCAGCUAAUCCUAAUCCAGUUUAAGUUGAUUGACACAGGUAUUUAAAGAAAUAUCAUUGUAUUAUUCAUUAAACAUUAGGCAGGAUCACGUCUAAAUUAGGGUGAUUAUAUCUCUCAUCUUGUGCUAAGGGCCAAGAAGGAAGAGGUCAGUGUUUUGAAUCUUGGGAUGAGUUUCUGUGAACAAACUUCUUGUGUUUGCUGUUUUAAACUUCUUUAUGAAGUUGGAUGCUUCCAUGCUUGCAAUGAUGGGCCUGGACCUUGGUU